This is a messenger RNA of Rhinolophus ferrumequinum (greater horseshoe bat), 898 nucleotides long. It is a transcript of the gene C7H5orf63, whose product is annotated as chromosome 7 C5orf63 homolog. The transcript is spliced from 4 exons. The record is from RefSeq and is a predicted model, not a curated record. NCBI's taxonomy places the organism in Eukaryota, Metazoa, Chordata, Mammalia, Chiroptera, Rhinolophidae. Bases 89 to 436 code for a protein of 115 amino acids.
GCGGCGCAGGCGGCGCAGGCGGCGCAGGCGGAAGUGCGGCGCGCAGGGCGGAAGCGACGACCUGGGCGACGGCAGGCUCAGAAUUAAGAUGCUCUGGUUUCAAGGAAAUAGCGUGCAACUUGCCAAAUGCUGCUUUCGACUCUUCCUGAGAAAUCUCUCCGCCUCCAAGACUGUUCUGCCUGUGCUGACCUUGUUCACAAAGGAUCCAUGUCCCCUUUGUGAUGAAGCUAAGGAAGUACUGGAGCCUUAUAAGAACAGGUUUAUUUUACAGGAGGUGGAUAUCACACUUCCAGAAAACUCUGUUUGGUAUGAAAGGUAUAAAUUUGACAUCCCCGUCUUUCAUUUGAACGGCCAGUUUCUGAUGAUGCAUCGAGUAAACAUCUCAAAACUUGAAAAACAGCUCCAGAAACUGGAGCAGCAAGGUGCUGGAGGCUGAUGAACACCCCCCGUGAUUUUCCGCCCUCGCUGUCCAAAGGGCAUCUUCCUGAGGAAAUGACCGUGGCCUCGUGCUUCUUUUGUCACUUUCACACAGCCCUAAUGAUGUUCUGAAUUAAGUGGUGCCAAGUAAAUGUUGACAUUCCCUUUCUGGUUGAAGGAAGUACCAGCGUGGGAACUGUUUACCUGUUGGCAUUUUAUAACAUAAGAGGGGGGUGUAUGUAUUGGCAGGGAGGGGGUGAUGGAGGGCCGGAGAAAUCCAUUGUUUUAUUUAGUUUUAUUCUUUGUAUUGAUAUAGAAACAUCUCACAUUAAUUGGGCAGUGCUGUUUAUAGGAAGAAGGCUCUGAGUCCUGCUGCUGCCCUAGGGGCUUCAUUUUUUAAUGAAAGAAUAAAUGCUCUUCCACUCAAAAGAUAAAGUGCAAUGUGAGUUGUUAAUAACUGUGCAGAGUCAAUAAAGGGAUG